UUCAAUUCAAGUUGUACCACUCAUUGAGUCAGUCGAAAUUUAAUCUUCAAUCGAUUACAAUUAUUACUUGAUUGAUAUCACAGAAAAAAUACCUGAAAAUGGCUUCUCAAAAUCAAGAUUCUGCCUCCUACGAAGCUUCGGCCGAAGUGAAACAAAAAUUUGAAAGUAUUCUUGUCCGAAAUGGCAUCACUGAUCAAGUUGAUACUGUAAUAAUAACUGAACCGGCACAUCUUAAAGGAGAACAUUUUGCAACUUCCACCGUCUAUGUGACAAUCAACUUUAAAGGGAAGAUGGUCAAUGAGAGAAAUCUCUUUCUGAAAAGGUUUGCUAGUGGCGAAUUCCUCACGGAGAGUUUGAAAAGAGGGAAAAUUAUGGAGAAAGAGGCAGAGUUUUAUAACACUUUUCUCCCAGCUUGUAAAGAAUUCUGCAAAGAGUUUGGGUUUGAAAAUCUUCUGAAUUUCUUCCCCACUUGUUUUUACGCUGAUGAUGAAAUGAUAGUUUUGGAGAACCUUUGCAAGGAGAAGGGAUUCGUGAUGUUGGAUAAAGAACAACUGCAAGAUUUGGACACGGCCAAAAUUGUACUUGAGAAUCUGGCCAAAUUUCAUGCCGUAACCUACGCUCUACAAGAUAAUUGUGGGCGAGAUGCAUUUCUUAAGAAGUGGGAGCUUUUGCGCUCCGAAGUUUUCUUUACGGCUGAACGUGCCCCACAAUUUAGUAAAUUGAUUGGAGAAAAUGGAAUUACAACUUGCAUAACAAUUCUUAAGGGAGGAAAAGUCCCGGGAUAUGUCGAAGCCGUGGAAAAACUUGAAGCCCUACUUGGGAAAUCAUUUGACAAAAUUAUUGAAUGUGUCCGAUUUACUGCCCAAGAUAAACUGUUGGUAGUAAAUCUAGGAGACUGCCAAAAUAAUAAUAUGCUCUUCACCCAUGAAUUAUCGAAUGGGAAGAAACACGUGAAAGACCACGUGUUUGUUGAUCUGCAGGUGCCCAGGCUCGCUUCUCCAUGUGCGGAUAUUUUGUAUUAUUUGUACACUUCAGUGAAAACUGAAACCAGGACGGAGAGGUUGAGAGAAUUGCUGAUUCUAUAUUUUUCUGUUUUUCAAACAACAUUAUGCGGAUUUGGGAAGAAGAGUCCAGUAAAUUUUGAUGGAUUUAUGGAUGACUUCAAAAAACGCUCGUAUUACGGUUACGUGUCACACCUUGGUUUCCUCUCAAUUGUUGGGGCUCUGAAAGAUGUCGAUAUCAAAGACUUCGGUACCACUCCAGACGAGAUGGUGGCUGCUUUUGUCAAAAUUAUGGACAACUGGAUGCAAAAAAAUCCCGAAAAGGUGGAAAGCAUUUCGCACAAGAUAUUUGCUCUUAUGAAAGAAUAUGAAGCCCUAAUUGCCUAAAAACUACUUCUUUGCAAACUUUCUAAAGAUAAUUAAUGUUGGUAUUAUUUGUAUGGGAAUGUGGAUUAUUUAAAAUAAAUACUUAUAAAAUUUAAUUAACGAAAUAACUCCUGGAUAAUAAACAAUAGUGAUCUGUGGUUGGUAAAAAAAAA
Folsomia candida is the source of this 1540-nucleotide messenger RNA. RefSeq lists its product as uncharacterized. Bases 99 to 1388 code for a protein of 429 amino acids. Lineage: Eukaryota; Metazoa; Arthropoda; Collembola; Entomobryomorpha; Isotomidae. The transcript has 6 exons. The record is from RefSeq and is a predicted model, not a curated record.